AUGAAACCAAGAUCAAAAGUUUAGAAUGAUACUGGAAUACCAAUAAAACCUAUCACUGAUAUCUAAAUUGGGAAUUAUGUUGUUGAAAAGAAGAAAUUAAUUGGUAGAGGAUAGUAUGGAAUAGUUUAUUAAUGUUAUGAUUAAAGAAAUAAAGAAUUACUCCUUUGUGCUAAAUGUGUAGAUAAAAAAGGAGUUGAUCCUACCUUAUUGAAAAGAGAAAUCGAUAUCUUAAAUUUACUUAAACCACUUUAAAAAGAGAAUGAAAAUCUUGUUGAAUUAGUUGAUAUAAUUGAAGAAACUAAAGAUCAAAAUUUAUAUAUAAUAAUGGAGAAAUGUAAUCAAGGAGAUCUUAAAGGUUUAAUGGAUUAAAAAUAGAAGUAAUAAACUUGGUUUACAGUAAAUGAGGGAGUUGAAAUAAUCAAACAAGUAGUUAAAGGAUAUGAAGCCUUAUUUAAAAUGAAAAUUAUUCAUAGAGACCUUAAACCAGCAAAUAUACUAAUAUCUAAUGAUAUUUAUAAGAUUGCAGAUUUAGGUAUGGGUAGAAUAUUAGAUGAUAUGGUUAAUAUGCAUUUGAUUACUAAAGUUGGUACUCCUGCAUAUGCUGCUCCAUAAUUAUUUUUAGAACCUAAAUUUUCAUCAAAAGCAGAUGUUUAUUCAUUAGGUGUAAUAUUCUAUUAAUUAAUUUAUUUUGAUUUACCUAUUAAGGCAUCUAGUUAAGCUGAAUUAGUAGAAAAUUUAAGAAAUUUAUAAAGUAAUCCAAUUAAAUGUCCAGCUAUUUCUGCUGUAAAAGAAAAUGUUCCAGAAGAUAUUUAAAUCUUAAUAGAAUCAAUGUUAAAAUAUGAAGAAUCAGAUAGAUUAUCUUGGAUGUAAUUAUUUUCAUCACCUAUUUUUUCAUUGAAUAUAACUUAACCAAAAAGGUCUAAUCCAAGAAAGAAUACAUUAACAACUUAGAAUUUAAGUUAUUAUUAGGAAUUUUAUAGAGUAGAUUAAAUUUCUGGAGCUAGUAAAUCUGAUAAAAUUCUACAUUUAAUAAAAAUUUUGAUUACAAAAAGUGAUUUAGCAGCCAAAACUUAUAAAUUAUUAUAGGAUUCAAAGUAUUAAUUUAUAUUUAAUUCUUAGAUUUCAAAAAAACUCAAUUAAAUUUGAUAAUGAUUAAAUGGCUGCCCUUUUGGUUUGUCUCUCUGGAUAUAGAUAUAGAACAAUAAUGAAUGCACUUGGAUUAUUAAUAAAUUAAUAAUCUUCUAUUCUUCCUGAAUUUAAAAAAAGAUUUUCUUAAGGAGAAUUAGCAGAUUUCACAUAAAACUAUAAAUCAGAAAUGACUAAAUUAUUAAAAGAGUACAUAACAAAAAUAUUAAACUAAAUUAUUUUGUAAUUUAGAGUAUUAAAUUUGUAUUUAUUAUAGGAAGAUGAAUGUGUAUUCUUAAGAAAUCCUAAAAGAUCAGAUAACUAAGAAUUCAAAUCAUUAAAAACUAUUUUAGAGGAAGAGGAUAAUCCAGAUUUUACGUUAUUUUCUAAAUCAUUUAGAAAAAUCUAUAUGGGAGCCAUUCAAUUUAUCAAUUGGAAUAGAAAUGAUUAGAAAAAUAAAGAGUAAUAUAAUUUAUAUAUAUAAUAUAGGUUGAUUUCUUAUUUUGAUAAAAUUGGUACAGCAGAUCUAUAAUUUGAUAUUGAUAAAUUGUAUACUACAAAACCAACUGAGAUACUUAAUAGAUCAUAAAAAAUAUAAAACUAAUGA
Messenger RNA from Paramecium primaurelia, 1732 nucleotides. NCBI's taxonomy places the organism in Eukaryota, Ciliophora, Oligohymenophorea, Peniculida, Parameciidae. The record is from the annotation of a GenBank genome assembly.